AUGGCGAAAAAAGGUCAGAAGUUUCGUUCACAGCCACUAAAGACAGUGUUGUCGUCACCAUUGCCGUCAACACCAUCACUUAGCAAAGAGAAAUACAAAGGAGUGCGUAUGAGGAGUUGGGGUUCAUGGGUUUCCGAGAUCAGGGCACCAAAUCAAAAAUCACGAAUAUGGUUAGGAUCUUACUCGACCCCUGAAGCAGCAGCCAGAGCAUAUGAUGCCGCCCUUCUAUGUGUUAGAGGCCCGAUUGCAAAUCUAAACUUCUCACAACACCAAUAUGAUCACACAACCACCACCACCACCACGAUGAUGUCUCCAAAAUCCAUUAAAAGGGUGGCUGCCCUUGCUGCCGCCACCAUUCCAUCUCCAUCUCCAUCUCCACCACCAUCUCCAAUACUGUCAUCUCCAUCUUAUUCAUCACAGUUAUCUACAGUCUCUCCAUCAAAGUCGUCUUCAUACAACAAAGAGAAAAACCAAAGAUUCUAUUUAGAAAAUGAUCCCCUUGAUGGCACCUUGAUGUCAAUGGUUGCACCGUGGUGCAACUUCGAUUCACCAACGUACAAUGAUAUGAUGUGCAACGAGUCUGCGUACGAUCCCUCUGAUGACGAAGAAGGUGGUGAAAUUCGUCUAUGGAGCUUCUACUGA
Molecule: messenger RNA, 642 nt
Organism: Cynara cardunculus var. scolymus (artichoke)
Lineage: Eukaryota; Viridiplantae; Streptophyta; Magnoliopsida; Asterales; Asteraceae
Product: ethylene-responsive transcription factor ERF014-like
Exons: 1
Coding region: 1-642 (213 amino acids)
Biological process (GO): regulation of DNA-templated transcription
Molecular function (GO): DNA binding; DNA-binding transcription factor activity
Source: RefSeq, a predicted model, not a curated record